AUGCUGCCGCCCAAGAGGUUUCCUUUUCCUCUGCAAGUAGGGACUGACUUGUGUCAAAUCUCCCGCAUCUACCGCAUUUUGGCCAGCGACAAGGAAUCCAGAUUUCUCCGUCGCAUCCUCACCAAGCAUGAGCGCCUCGCGAUCCCUGCCGUCCUGAAGUCGGCCGACGCAUCAGCGACGCCGUCCGAGAUUUCCAAAGAUGACGACUUCCAGGCGUUGAAGAAGCGCAACCCACUUUUAUGGAAGAAGGCUAGCUUCCUAGCUGGCAGAUUCGCAGCCAAGGAAGCGACAUUCAAAGCACACCCCACGAGAAACCUGACAUGGCACGACAUCACCAUUGCCCGGAAGCAAUCCGCGCAGCUGAAGGAUAUUGAGGAGCGGAAGAAGGCCACGGAGCAAGAAGAGAAGCCCAAGAAGCAGGAUGAGGAGCCGAAAGAACUCGAGGCCAAGGAGGCAGAACCGACCGCAUUAACCCCCAACGGAAGCGGCCCGCCCAUCGCCAUCGUGCGCGGCAUACACGAAGGGAUACCCGGGCAGGAGGCGCUGUUAUCCAUCAGCCACGACGGAGACUACGCCACGGCCGUGUGUCUGGCCUUUGAGGCCCAGGGCGAAGGCUACCCGAGUCGGAAGCAGCCCGAGGAGCGCAAGGAGAGCAAGAAGUGCGACAGUCCCCGCGACACCGAGGCUGAGAAGGAGAAGGAGAGCGCGAAGGCGGCUAUGGAGGCCGAGGUGAGCUACGAGGAGUUUGAGGAGUUUAAGGCGUGGCGGGCGUGGAAGGCUAGGGCUAAAGAGUAA
Molecule: messenger RNA, 795 nt
Organism: Colletotrichum abscissum
Lineage: Eukaryota; Fungi; Ascomycota; Sordariomycetes; Glomerellales; Glomerellaceae
Exons: 2
Coding region: 1-795 (264 amino acids)
Molecular function (GO): holo-[acyl-carrier-protein] synthase activity; magnesium ion binding
Source: RefSeq, a predicted model, not a curated record